Ambispora leptoticha is the source of this 828-nucleotide messenger RNA. The record is from the annotation of a GenBank genome assembly. Lineage: Eukaryota; Fungi; Glomeromycota; Glomeromycetes; Archaeosporales; Ambisporaceae.
AUGGACGACCUCACCAUACAUGAACCAUCAACCGAAGAUAUUGAAAUACAUGAAUUACAGGACGAAAAAGACGCACGGAUAAUCGACAAAGUUUCAGAAAUCCUCAUUGAAAGAAAUAUGCUUUGGCAAUAUGAUGACGUCAUCGAAAGUGAAAUAACAGAUUUUCUAAAAGAAAAUAAAUAUUCAGAGGAACGGUUGUUCGAAGUAGCGACCCAACGACAAGAAGAUAGUAAAUACUGGACAUUACUUGCAUUUCUAAAUGUACGAGGGAUGGGAAUUCCUAGCACCAACGACAAAAAAGCGUUCUACUGGUACCACAAAGCCGCAUCAGAGCUCAAUGAUCCACUUGGUCUCCAAGAAACCGGUGUCUUCUAUUACCACGGCAAAGGGGUGAAAAUCAAUAAUAUCGAAGCAAAUUACUGGUUCAAGAAAGCCGCCGAAGUUGGGAUGGGAAUUGCGCAGCAUCGACUAGCAAUAAAUUAUCUUAAAGGAAGAGGGAUAGAGGUGGAUCAUGCUGAGGGGUUCAAGUGGCUCUUAAGAUCGGCUAAUGCGGGAUUCGUCGAAGCAAUGGAUUCACUUACCGAUCUGUAUCUAAACGGUAUCUAUACCAAGAAGAAUAAUCGGCUUGCACUUUUUUGGGCAGAAAAGUCGUAUUAUGAGUUUUAUUCUCGAACGGGGCUUUACAACUUGAUGCAUUGUUAUCGGAAGGGGCUUGGUACUUGUAUGGAUAUGCAUAAGACUAUUUUUCUGGCUGUUCAUGCGAAGCGAAAUGGCCAUGACACCGGAUAUCGAAAACUUGUGAAAUUGUUUGAUACCUAUUUCUUUUGA